Messenger RNA from Pistacia vera, 768 nucleotides. RefSeq lists its product as uncharacterized. Lineage: Eukaryota; Viridiplantae; Streptophyta; Magnoliopsida; Sapindales; Anacardiaceae. Bases 1 to 768 code for a protein of 255 amino acids. The record is from RefSeq and is a predicted model, not a curated record. The transcript has a single exon.
AUGAACACAAAUGGAUUGCAGGGAACAGAAACUGAUGGAUUGCAGGGAACAAAAACUGAAGUGAAUGCAGAUGGGGGUGAGGGAAUAAGAACUGAAGUGAAAUCUAAUGUAGUGCAGGACGUAGAAACUGAAGUAAUAUCUAGAAAAAGGAAUCGGAAAGGUGAGAAACAGAAUCUAGGUGAAGCUGGUGCUGACCCGCACGAGGGUGUUGAGAAAUUUGAUGGUAGUGAUCCUAGUGAACAGAAUAAAGGGGAUGAUAGCAAAGCAGGUGCUACUGGGUUGCAGGGAACAAUAACUGAAGUGAAUGCAAACAUGUUUGAGGGAACAAAACCUGAAGUGAAUGCAAGUGUGUUGCAGGGAACACAAACUGAAGUGAAUGCAGACGGGUUGCUGGGAUUAAGAACUGAAGUAAAUGUAAAUGGAGUUCAGGACAUAAAAACUGAAGUAGUAUCUAGUAAAAGGAAACUGAAACCUAAGAAAAAGAAACUAGGUGAAGGUGGUGAUGACUCCAAACAGGUUGUUGAGAAAUUUGGGAGGAGUGCUCCUAGUGAACAGAAUAAAGGGGAUGGUAACCAAGCAGGUUCUACUGGGUUGCAGGGAACAAUAACUGAAGGAUGUACAAAUGAAUUGAUUCUGCCUCGACUAACAUUUUUGAUAAAGUGGAGAGUUAUGUCCCCAUGCAACAGAGUGAUAGUAAUGGUGAACAACAUGCAGGUGCAGAUGAAUCAAAAGCAGCAAGAAGAAAUGAGUAAAGGAGACCAAAAGUGA